Eremothecium cymbalariae DBVPG#7215 is the source of this 1902-nucleotide messenger RNA. RefSeq names its product transcription factor NDT80 (gene NDT80). Gene Ontology annotation, cellular component: nuclear chromosome. NCBI's taxonomy places the organism in Eukaryota, Fungi, Ascomycota, Saccharomycetes, Saccharomycetales, Saccharomycetaceae. Gene Ontology annotation, molecular function: DNA binding; DNA-binding transcription factor activity. The record is from RefSeq and is a predicted model, not a curated record. The transcript has a single exon. Gene Ontology annotation, biological process: meiotic cell cycle; positive regulation of transcription by RNA polymerase II. The coding region runs from base 1 to 1902 and encodes 633 amino acids.
AUGGAAGGUAGACCAAGUAUAUCCACUGAAAACAAUGAGAAAAGCCAAGAGAUACAGACGUUCCAAAAUGAGGAUGGGACUGUGAGUAGUUACUUUGAUAAGAGAAAGGUGAGGAUUGCACCUCGGUCUACGUUACAGUUUAAAAUCGGGCCAUCUUUUACACCGAAAGUUGAAUAUAAUGCAGUGAAGGAUGUGCGGACGGGGAAGAAGGUUGAGUUUGAGAUAAAGCCGAGGAUAGAUCGUGGGUUUGAUUUCAUUGAGAAUGAGUGGAUUGGGUACAAGAGGAAUUAUUUUACUGUUGUUAGUGCUUUUGAUACGCCGAAUAUGACGCUAGAGCAGUUUCUUCAGGGCAGUUAUGAAGUACGGCCUGAAAAUAGUCAUAGUCGGUUGAAGGUGCGGUAUUUUGCGGUUAAGCUUGUGGCCAAGUGUAUUGAGGAUCAGUCACAGAUUAAUUUGGUGCAGCAUACUGCGAAGCGGGAUAAAGGGCCGCAGUUUGCGCCACCGAUUCAUCCGUUGGUGCCAGCUCCGUUGCCUAAUCACCAGAUGAUUAGGGAGGCGUCGAAUGUGCGGAACGAAUCGAAGAUGAAGAAGUUUGACCAUGAUUUUUUCCUUCACCGGGAUCGCAUUCUGCAAGAUUUUGAUGAUGGGUGUAUUAUCUAUACGUAUCCGAAUGAUACGAUUAAGAAGGUUGCGAGGUAUGAAAGGAUUCAGUUUGCAUCUUCGAUUACUGUUAAAAAGCCCACACAGCAAAGCAAGCAUUUUGUUUUGCAGUUGGUUUUGGGUUGUUGUAUUGAUGGGAACCAUAUGAAUAGGGACAGCAACAGCGAAUAUUACAAUUUGGAUACAUAUGAUCAAGACGCAGAUACCACAUUCAUUCCCAUCCUGAUGAAACAAACUCCUGCGUUGAUCAUAAGAGGUCGCUCACCUUCGAACUACCCGCAGCAGAUCAAAACAUUAUCGACGAAGGAGGAGACGAUUAUUGCGGAAACGAGCAGCAGUAAUAUUAUCGUAGAGCCAAAAUUCUGCAAGAGAGGUAGAAAGAAAAAGGAAUAUGCAGAAGAAGAAGACGACGACGACGACGACGACGAACCCAUUAUAAGCGAGCGGUGCAACAACAAAAGGGAGAAAAAAUCUGACAGGAAUAGCAAGCCAAUAGAAAACCCAGAGGCCCACCUGACCUACAUCGAGGGUGUCAAGAGAAAGAUCGUGCCACUAGUCCUGCAGAGUUCCUUGACAGCUAGAGACUUGGAACUAUUACCCAAGACCUCCAUGUUGUCUGCUCUUCAUAACAGCCUAGAAGCGGAUACAACACCAUCGUUCCAUCUAUCACCUCUGAACGAUUACGACGUAGAACUCCUGUCAAUCCAGUACGAUCCUUUCAAUCUAGAAAACCACCAUCCAUACGACCAACAACCAUUAACGGAAGGCAUUCUUUUGGGCCCCCUAGAGAGCAGAAAACGAAAGUUGUCAAACAAAUCCAGUAUUUCCCUUCUUUCAGAAACGAAGCUGAAAAUCUCAAAAAAGAAUUCUACCAUGGUAGCAACUACCACGGCAGCUUCAAACUCCAGUGCCAGCAGCGUCAGUUUUUCCACCUUCCACAGUUUCGCACCCAUAUCGCGGGAAUACCAACACCAUAGCGCCACGGUCACAAACAACUUCCUCAUUAAACACAUAUCUCCUUCUCAACAGGCCCAGGGAAACAAUGAUAUUCCAAGAUCAACCCCGCAUGUUAACAACCCAAUGGAUAUCUCCUUCUGUUUAAAUAUCGAAGAGUCCCCAACAUCCAGGCAAAGGCCGUACUCUAGCAAGAGAGGAAUUGUAACUGCAGGAGGUAACAGCAAGCCGUCAGAGCUAUUGAAUUCUAGUGAUUUGCUUGAUGAACCAAGCUUCUUUCGCCAUUAG